AUGGCUGAACGUAGAUGUGGCGGUGGACGUGGCGGUGCUCGUGGUGGCGGUCGUGGUGGAGGACGUGGGGAGAUUCCUCAACACGAAGGGGCUGCACGGGAACACGAUCUGCGUGACGUUGAGAACGACGAACUGAGACAACAGGUGCGAGAUCUCCAGCGAUGUCUGGGGCAACUGGAGACCACCACCACCGAGACAAACUCGGAUUCGGACCUUUCCCAUCCCGACGAUGAUGACGGCGAGAACCCUUUUGGCUGUGCAAGGGAGCAUGGUGGGAACGGGUACUAUGGGGUUGACCCAUCGCGUGAUAUCGGCAUGAGGAUUGAGAUUCCAGAGUUUGAGGGUAAGGCUCUUCCUGAUGAGUUCAUUGAUUGGUUAAAUACUGUAGAGCGUGUUUUCAAUAUCAAGAACAUCAGUGAUAGCAAUAAGGUGAAAUUGGUUGCCAUUAAAUUGAAGAAAAAUGCUUCAAUCUGGUGGGAACAUGUUAAGAAACAACGAGCACGGGAAAGGAAGUCCAAAAUUCAGUCUUGGGAAAAGAUGAAGAAGUUACUUAGGGGGAAAUUUCUUCCUGCACACUAUCGACAAGAUGCAUUCAUUGAAUACCAUGUCUGUAAGCAGGGUGCUUUGUCUGUGGAGGAGUUUACCAAUGAAUUUGAUCGUCUACUGAUGCGUUAUGAUGAUGAGGAAGAGGAGGGACAGACGACCGCUCGCUACUUUGAGGCGCUUCGUACUGAGAUCGCUGAGGUGGUCCAAUUGCAACAAUAUUUCAGUUAUGAGGAUGUAUGCAGGCUUGCUCUUAAGGUUGAGAAGCAGUUGAAAGGAAAGAAAGUCUCGAGUCGUUGGUCGUCGGGCAGGGAGUCGACGGAUUUUCGUGGCGGUUAA
Molecule: messenger RNA, 882 nt
Organism: Salvia hispanica
Lineage: Eukaryota; Viridiplantae; Streptophyta; Magnoliopsida; Lamiales; Lamiaceae
Source: RefSeq, a predicted model, not a curated record